This is a messenger RNA of Somion occarium, 2573 nucleotides long. NCBI's taxonomy places the organism in Eukaryota, Fungi, Basidiomycota, Agaricomycetes, Polyporales, Cerrenaceae. The record is from the annotation of a GenBank genome assembly.
GCGUGAGGCUCUCACCAGUUCCACAUUGUCAAUGAGGCCACUGUCGCCCAGACAUCCAACGGCAAAGUCUGUUUUGCAGCCAUUGUGUACUCUCUGGGAAACGUGUUGCUGGCAGAGUUAGCCGCGGGAUGCUGAGUGCCAAUAAUUCUAACUUGCUCCAGCCAAUCGUCUUUCAGAGUAGUACAGGCCCGACGUUCCGCGGCAAAGGAUGUGGGGCUCCACCUCCAAAAAAGGCAUUCGCUUUGCUUUUCUGCACAGCACGUGCAGUCGUUGCGUUGAAAUCGGACGGCCUGCAAUAGCUCAAGACACAACCAGCGCCGUUUUCGUCAGUCUUCCCAUCCUUCUUGGAAGACAGCCGUCUCUUGGCUCAUGUGGUUCGCAUCUUCGGUGUGAUGUUCCCCUCCGUAUCCGCUCCUUGCGCACGCCUAGGACGUACUUGGUUUAGACGCAUCCUCUCGCCUGAGUGCACUUGUUUCAGCUAUUCCAAAUGGCCAGGGCAGCGUCGGGAUUUCAGGAUUGUAUACUAGGUUGCAGCCGCCUUGUGCAUGUAGGUUGAAAAUCUAUGCAGGGGAGAGUGCGAAAGCGGCGGGACCGCCAGAAGGAGGAUAUUCGGCAAGAGAGAGUGGAUCUCGGCGAUGACUUCUUUCUGCAAAUUGGAUGGCGUGCAAAGUUGAGCCGAGGGUAAGGAGAUCUGGUUAAGAUCUGGUGUCUUGAUUUCGAAGCUUCGAAAUGAACGGCUAGAUAUGGCAAGUGUGGUGUGGAAUGCGAUCUCUAUUCCUAUUGCUUGCUGCUUGCCGCUGUUCUGUAGUGCUAAAUCCAUCUUGUUCCAGUUCUAGAUCCCCGUCUUCUAGAAUUAAAGGUCCACUACCCCUGCCUUACUCAUGCCACCUGGUAUGCAUAAGUACUUACCUCCCCUUCCUUGAAUGCACACCCUGCCCAGAUCAUUCUGCCUCUCAUACCUUCAUCCCUCACCCGCUGUUGCCACAAUGGAUUGCUACACUGUUUCAUCUGAACGUUAUUCAUAUGUAGCCGAUACACCUUCGUAUCAGUACCAAUAUGCUCCUAGUCAGGUAGGAUCAAGAUGUUUAUUCUCGUGCGUCAUUAUUGACGUCUUUCAGCCGUUCCCAGAUGCAAGUGGUUCGGCGAAUUAUUAUUCGGCAUCGGAACACUACUGCCAACCUACGUACUACCAAUCGUUCCCAUCAUAUCCGAAUCCGUAUGGCACAUAUCCGUCCCAACCAGUCGAAUAUGCCGGCUACAUCCCACCGUCGUCCUACUACGACCCCAACUAUCCCAUACAGUACCCUCAGCCGGAACUGCAGUCUCAGAUUCAUGCCCCAGUCCCGCUGUCGGCGUACUCAACGCUCAUCCCCCCUCCCCUCUCUGAUAGCGGUUCAGAAGCCGCGUCGCGGUUCUCCGCAGAGCCCGCUACCCCCGAACAACGUAUUAUCAGGGAACCGACGUGCUCGCCUGUUCAGCCGACGCAUUCUGAAGAGCGCGCGAAUCCUCUGGAUCGGUUUAUCAAUGCUCCGCAGGUGACUUUCCAGACGCCCUGUGACCUUUUGAGUGACCUCGCUGUUCGGGCUCAAGAAAGGUCCUCUAUGCAGGCGGGGCCGUCUAGCUCGCUUCAUGUUUCUUCUGGUGAUGCUACACCCACGGCUAAGCCCAAAGCUCCCAAGCCUCCCAAGUGUGACGCCGACAGGAAACCUGUUGAAAACCAACGAAAGGUGUACUUUCGCAAUACGUCGGAUAACGUCGGCUUUCAUCUGACUGACCCUGACUCCAUUACGUCUCAUGAUAAGAAGCGGCACCAUUUGGAAAGCCUUGAGCGUUAUAUUCUCUGGCUCCAUGAUCAACUCCGUAUCGUCAAUCAGGAGCCGGCUUCUAUGGAGCGUGUCAAGUCGUCUAAGGGCUUGAGUAGCCGUUCAAUUCGGACUCUUCUUCUGCAUAUGCAGGAGCAGAUUCGCACGUUGCACGGAACCGUCGAAGAAGAAGAACAAAAUUACGUUGCACUUCAGGAACUUAUUAUCACUCACAAGAUACCGGUCACUUUUGAGGGUGGGGAGUUCCGUCGCCAUUCCAUCGCUUCUGGUGCUAUUCCCGCAAUGGGUGCAUUGUUGCCGCCACAUUAACCGUGCAUCUCUCGCUUCCCAUUCCCAUUGACGCCAUCUUGAGCGUCCUCCUCCUCGAGCACUCUGCCAUCAUCUCGCUUUCGCAUCAGAUACGCUCAACACACGCAAUGGGCAUUUUCUGUCAUGUUCAACUUGCAGCAUAUUUCCUCUAGGUCCUCGUUGUCCCUCUAUUGGUCACGCAUCGUAUUUAACGAUCUGGACUUUAGUCGCCGUAUUUAGUACAGGGCUCUGUGCAUCGUAAUCUCAUUCAGUUUUCUUAUGUGGUCGCUUGAUGCGUCAUAUAAUCAUAGAUUUGGUAACAUUAUGGAUGUAUCAUAGUAUUUGUACGGACCUCUCAGUCUCGUUAUGUUCGUGCGCAGCUACACAGUAGUAAUUGAGAGAAUAUUAUUCUAGCUUUCCAGCCGGUGUACCACUUGUCGGCGCUCUCAGAUUCACAUUGCA